GAGAAAGCGCAGGCGAAACUCGACCUUGGAAUCUGGCAUACCCUCUUCAACUGGCCCAUCCUCACGGUCGCGGUAACAAGUCAGUGGGGCGGCGCCGAUAGCUCAGACAAGCGCGACUGGCUCGCCGGCCAAAUUUCCGAGCUCUUCACGAACGAGCCCGCCACGGACGCCGAAGAUGUCGAGGUGAUGCUGCUCCAGGUUCUCGAGGACGAAUUCGGCGUGCGGUUAGAGGACGAAACCGAAGUCGCCGUCGCAAAGGAUAUCAUGGCAAUACGGGACGAGGUCGGCGAGGGCAACUUUGCGACGGUGGACGGGCUGCAGAGCAGGUGGGAGGCCAGGAAAGGCAAGGAGGUCAACACCGGGAAUGUGCAGGUCAGCGAGCGCAACCAAGAGGCCGAUUGGGACAGCGUGGAUGAGGAGACGGACGAGGACGAGGACGAGGAUGGCGAUGUGGAUAUGGAUGAUGCGCCGCCGCUCGUGCUUGCGAAGCCGAAGCCUGCGCCGGAAGUGGAUGAGGAGGGUUUCACGAAAGUGGUGGGGAAGCGGAGGAAAUGAGGAUAUCGAGGUUACGUGGAUCAGUUCACGAGAGCCAACGAUGUAGGAUCAUGAAUGGCUGCAUGGGCUACAAAGGUUGAUAUCCCAGAGGCGCGCGAGCCUCGGACACUGAAACGGAUGCCAAGAACUGUGCCUGGCCCCACCCAGCAACCUCGAAGCUCACCCACAGCUCGAUAGAUGCAGAAGUAUCUGGUAGCUGCUCCACAAAUUUCGGAACAGUAGCAUCUGUUGUGCCGUCCUUGUCUACUUUGAUCUUAUACCAGUCCGUUCUUUCAAGUGAACCAA
This is a messenger RNA of Trematosphaeria pertusa, 840 nucleotides long. RefSeq lists its product as uncharacterized. The record is from RefSeq and is a predicted model, not a curated record. Lineage: Eukaryota; Fungi; Ascomycota; Dothideomycetes; Pleosporales; Trematosphaeriaceae. The transcript has a single exon. Gene Ontology annotation, biological process: maturation of SSU-rRNA from tricistronic rRNA transcript (SSU-rRNA, 5.8S rRNA, LSU-rRNA). Gene Ontology annotation, cellular component: nucleus. The annotation marks the transcript as partial.